AUGGCCACAGUUUGGUACUUCAUCAUCCUCCUUGCAGCGUUAGUUAUCGCUGCUCCAAAUUCAAACUCAUCACCUGCUCUCCCUAUUGGCGCCCUGGACGCACAGGACGUGGCGCACUUCUUAGGCGUAUUCAGUGAUUUCAACAAAGACAGCAUAAAGGAUGCUCAUUACGCUUACAUUGGCAAUUCGGUUUUCAAUCGGAAUACCCUUGACGGCUUGUCCUGCGAUCACUUGAAGUCCCAUUUUGACUCCUCUGAUGCAGAGAUGCAAUACUACGCUCUUUCUGCUGCCAGGGGAGUCAAAUCCUGUACUCCCAAGGUUUCACAACCACACCAGCUGAAGGACGCCUUGAAGCAGGAAAAAUUAACAGUGGAUCAACUGUAUUACCUUGUCUCUAGUGCAAAUAUUGCUCUAGUCAGUAUUGACAAGGCGGUUGUGCUGAAACUGCUCACUGCCUUCGCUGCCAGAGAAACUGGACCAUCUGGGCUCUCCGCCAUACUUGCCACCGCGGCUAUCGUCAAAGGUGCAAAACCCAAAGAGCUGGAACCAUUUUCUCUCGUAGUUCCAAAACUUGUUGAACAAGCCGAUGAAGCUGAUGGCACUAUUCUUUUCUUUGAAAGGGGUGCUUAUACAACGGCCUUCGCGGUGGAAAGUAUAUUCAGUUUUGCGGCGGCUCUAAAGGAGGCACCCGCUUUAACUGAUCAACAGGUUAUAAAAUUCGGGAAUUUUUUGUAUGAAAGACGUCGCGCCCAUCAGAUUCGCACAGCAGCUCGUGUUGCGUCUGCUUUUAAAGUUUUGACGACGAAUCCCUUUGUGACUCCAGUGGUUGUGUAUGGGGCAACAGCUAGUGAACGAGCUGGAGUCUCAGAAAUCCUCGUGACAUCCUCGCGUCGUCUGCAUCUGCGCCUUUUUGACCUUCUUGGCGCACGAUUGGAUGCUACAAUGCGGGUUGAAGCGGGUGCUCUUUACUCCAACAACGAAACUGCUUCCAAUGCAUCCAUUGGUCCAUCUAACCUGGGAGAGAUCAAACGAGACAGUUCAAUUGACGCUUUUGAGUUAGAUUUGGAUGCGAAAGUGGGGGCUAUUCCGCGCGGCCGUUAUGCAUUGGAAAUAACCGCAACUCCGACACAAAAGAAUGCUUCAAAGGCGCUUCUAGCUGGAGUCGUGAAGUCGAGGAUCCCGCUGCGUGUGGUAUCUCCCUUGAAGGUGGAAAAGGCCCACAUUAAGCUGUCCGAUUCAACAAAAAGCCUUGUUGAUAGUCCCCUUGUAUUCCCUGGCAGCCGCUACUCAGAAGUGCUUCAGCUUCACCACGGCUCUCGUCUCCGUCUCACUUUCCUUCUUGAAGAUGUUGUUGCCGGGACAACAACAACCCCACCACCGCCACCACCUCAACAAGUCUUCAUCCAACUAACUCACAGUACCACUCAUCAGUCUGUCACGUACAUCGCAAAACGAUCGACCGUUGAUGGGACCUAUGCUUUCACUUUGAGUUUGGAUGCAGCUGUCGAGGACUUCGAUCGUGUCUCCGGAGUGUACACGAUGGAGGUGCUUAUUGGGGAUUCUCUAGUGGAGUCACCUAUUGUCUGGCAUGUGGCCGACGUCGACCUGCACUUCCCGUCGAACGAGGACUACCUUGUCUCCUCGUCCCAGCCGGCCUCCGAAGACGUUGCCCGUCUAACCGUGGCCUCGACCUCGGGUCGCAAACGUGCCGUCCAUCCCCUCAUCGGCGACCUUCCCAGCACUUCCAAGCCCCUGCUGGAACACACCUUCCGCACUCCAGAGCCUCGUCCCUCCGACUUGGUUGCAUUCACCUUCACCGCGCUCUGCUGUGCUCCCCUCCUCAUCCUCAUUGUCGCUUGGCCGCUGAUGGGAGCCAAUCUCUACAACUUCCCCCUCACUUUAUCGGCUCCGCUCUUCCACCUCGGUCUUGGAGGCAUCUUUGGACUCUACCUGCUCUACUGGUUCAAAUUGGACAUGUUUACCACUCUGCGUUACCUCUUCUUCCUUGGCAUCUUCACCUUUGUCACAGGCAACCGUCUUCUGCGCCACCUAGUCACUGAGCGACGCAAAUCCCAGAACUAG
Molecule: messenger RNA, 2082 nt
Organism: Echinococcus granulosus
Lineage: Eukaryota; Metazoa; Platyhelminthes; Cestoda; Cyclophyllidea; Taeniidae
Product: Dolichyl-diphosphooligosaccharide--protein glycosyltransferase subunit 2
Exons: 13
Coding region: 1-2082 (693 amino acids)
Biological process (GO): protein N-linked glycosylation
Cellular component (GO): membrane; oligosaccharyltransferase complex
Source: RefSeq, a predicted model, not a curated record